Molecule: messenger RNA, 3562 nt
Organism: Sus scrofa (pig)
Lineage: Eukaryota; Metazoa; Chordata; Mammalia; Artiodactyla; Suidae
Source: RefSeq, a predicted model, not a curated record
CCCGCGGCUCUCGCGCUCCCGCUCCCGUUGUCGCCCGCACACACCCGCGCACACACCGGCAGGCACACACACACUCGCACGCCCGCACACGCACGCCCGCUGGCCCGGCCACCCCGGAGCGAGGUACCGAGGCGGGAAGCCGGCGGGCAGAACGCGCCCAGAGCCGGAGCCCGCGCCCACCUCGGCGCCUUUGCGCUCCGCAGCGGCGCGCCUCGCCCGGCCUCCCGCCAGUCCUGCCGGAAGAUGGUCAACGACCGGUGGAAGACCAUGGGCGGCGCUUCCCAACUUGAGGACCGGCCGCGCGACAAGCCGCAGCGGCCAAGCUGUGGCUACGUGCUGUGCACCGUGCUACUGUCCCUGGCCGUGCUGCUGGCUGUGGCUGUCACCGGCGCCGUGCUCUUCCUGAACCACGCCCACGCGCCUGGCACGGCGCCCCCGCCCAUCGUCAGCACUGGGCCGGCCGGUGCCAACAGCGCCCUGGUCACCGUGGACAGGGCCGACAGCUCACGCCUCAGCAUCCUCAUCGACCCGCGCUGCCCAGACCUCACCGACGGCUUCGCCCGCCUGGAGGGCGCCCAGGCCUCCGUGCUGCAGGCACUGAGCCAGCGCCAGGCUGAGCCUCGGCUGGUGGGCGAACAAGAGCAGGAGCUGCUGGACACCCUGGCUGACCAGCUCCCCCGGCUGCUGGCCCGGGCCUCGGAGCUGCAGACAGAGUGUGCGGGGCUGCGGAAGGGGCACAGCACGCUGGGCCAGGGGCUCAGUUCCCUGCAGAGCGAGCAGGGCCGCCUCAUCCAGCUGCUCUCUGAGAGCCAAGGCCACAUGGUUCACCUGGUGAACUCCGUCAGUGAUGUCCUGGACGCUCUGCAGAGGGACCGGGGGCUGGGCCGGCCCCACGUCAAGGCUGAUCUUCAGAGGGCACCUGCCAGGGGGUCGAGACCCCGGGGCUGUGCCAAUGGCUCCCGGCCCCGAGACUGUCUGGACGUCCUCCUGAGCGGCCAGCAGGAGGACGGUGUUUACUCCGUCUUCCCCACACACGACCCCGCCGGCUUCCAGGUCUACUGCGACAUGAGCACCGACGGCGGCGGCUGGACGGUGUUCCAGCGCCGGGAGGACGGCUCCGUGAACUUCUUCCGAGGCUGGGAGGCGUACCGGGACGGCUUCGGCAAGCUCACGGGGGAGCACUGGCUAGGUCUCAAGAGGCUCCAUGCCCUGACCACACAGGCGGCCUAUGAGCUGCACGUGGAUCUGGAGGACUUUGACAAUGGCACAGCCUACGCCCACUACAGGAGCUUUGGUGUGGGUUUGUUCUCCGUGGACCCUGAGGAAGACGGGUACCCGCUCACCGUGGCCGACUACUCGGGCACUGCAGGGGACUCCCUUCUGAAGCACAGUGGCAUGAGGUUCACUACCAAGGACCGCGACAGUGACCAUUCGGAGAACAACUGCGCCGCCUUCUACCGUGGGGCCUGGUGGUACCGCAACUGCCACACAUCCAACCUCAACGGGCAGUACCUGCGCGGUGCGCACGCCUCUUACGCCGACGGCGUCGAGUGGUCCUCCUGGACUGGCUGGCAGUACUCGCUCAAGUUCUCCGAGAUGAAGAUCCGGCCGGUCCGUGAGGACCGCUAGACGGCGCCCCGUCUGGCCCCGCCCACAGCCCCGCCCCUCACCGUCAGUCCCCUGCCACCCCCACCCGCCGUCCCCCAUGCCCACCUCCAAUUCCGCUUCUGCUCAGAUGCCCGCCUGCCGGCACAGGACUGACCCUCUCUGGCGAUGGGGUGGGUCCAGACAACCCCUGCACCAAGCACCCCCUGAACAAGUGAGGCCGCCCAUCACCGUCACUCUGUCCAGCCCCCGUGCCUCUGCUGAUGGGCGGCAGGGCAGUUCUGACCACCCCAAAUUCUACCUGCCCAGUCUUUGGCUCCUGGGCUGUGUUUACCCUCCCUGGGCCACGAGCCUGCCAUGUGCCCCUGGCAGCCCCUCUGCUCUGCCAGUCCAAACACCUGGAGCAACGGGCACACAGAGGAGAGGCACAUGGCACCCCUGGAGCCCUUUAGCAGACCUUUCUGAGUCGGGCCUGAGCCGCCAACCCCCUCUAACGCCGGGAGGUCCCACCCCUCUUCCAGGGACUGUGGACGGGCUGGUGCUCAGGCCUGCCCGUGGCCAGGACCUGGGUGGUCCCAUCCUACCACGCCCCUAGGUCAGGCUGGGGUGCAGCUGCCUUCGGGAACUCACACCCCGAGGUGACCGAGACCAGUUCCCUGGAGCCCUUCCUACCCAUCCACCCGUGUCUCUGCAGGUCCGGGAGGUCCCCAGUCCCCUUGGCUGCAACACCCUGCCUCCCGCCUUCUCAGGGCAGCUGGAGACCCACCCCACCCCCUUCUCCAGCCUGUGGGAAGUCCGGGCAGGUCCUGCACCCUUGGUCUGGGCUGGGCCCAUGCAGACCUCUUGGUUUUCUGGGCUUCGGUGGGGCCUGUACCACCCCCUACUCCGGGAUCCUGGGCACUCCUAGGGGCUGGCCCAGAGGAGCUAGAGGCUGUUGGCUCGGAAACUGCUGUCUCAUGGGGAGGCCGCCCCCUGCUGGUGAUUGUGGGUGUUGCCGCCUCGGGUCACUGGGCAAAUGGGGGAGACGGAGGCCCCCCCUGGGAACUCAGAGACAUCUUCCACUGAGCCCUCUCAAUGCCCAGUGUCCUAUGACUGCACUCCCCCCAGCCCCGCAAGGACCAUGGGUUCCCAAGGUCAGUGCCAGGAAGGGCAGGACUGGGACUCCAGCCUUCAACCCCUGCCCAACAGCCUUGGGGCUCUUUUUCCAAAUUCCCGCCUGUCGGGACCUGAGGGGGCCAUUUAGAGGGCCAGGAAGUCAACCUGCAGAGCUGCUCAGAGAGUGGGCAGUCCAGCGAAACCCCUCCUCAGGCAGGGGUGGUUCCUUUUUAGGGCACUUGAAGGCAGUUCUCAAGGCACUUCAGCUCUCCCUACCCCCGCCCCCCACCGAGGCUUGUGCUUCAUUAAUAAUACAUCGGAGUUGGCUGGGACAGUGGGAAAGGCCCCUGGUGCCACUGACUGGCCAUGCGCCCUGGCCGGCCCCAGUUCCACCUGGUCGUCGGUGCUCAGCAAGAUUUGCUGGACAUCGGCUGUGGGCCAAGGCUGUCAUCUCUGGGUGCUGGACCAGACCCAGCCCCUGCCCUCUAGGCACGCAGCUGGACUCAGGGACAGCCAAGAAGCAGGUGAUUCCAGGCCAGUGUGACCAGGGUAGUGAGGGGGGUGGCACAGGUGCAAGCGGGGUGGGGGCAGCGUGGCAGAGGUGUGUGAGACGAUCACACGCACCCCCCCACCCCACUGGCCCCUUUCCCAUCCUCAAGAAACCAAAAGAGCCCGUCCCCCCCGCCCCGGGGUUCCUGGGACCCCCAGCCAAGAAGCAGAGUCUGCGUGGGGCCUUAGCCAUCAUCCCCCGGGGCCCCCUCCUCCUCCAGCUCCAGGCUGGGGCCAGUUUCUGCUGCCAGCCUCGAAGUGCCAGCCACUGUUUAGAAAGUGCCAAGAGCUUUCUGAUCUGUCAUCAAACAAA